CCAAAUUUUAUUUACCAACACCUAAUACCCGCUAACCCGAAAUUUCCCAAAUUGUCAUUGUCUUCUUAAGUCAUCUUCUUCAAAUCUUCUUCUCUCAUUUAAGAUUUUUGCAAUCUUCACUCAAAUUCCCCUGUUCGCACAAAAAUCCUCCCUUCUCUUCUUUUCCUUUUCCCAAUUUCACCCCAUCUCCAUCGCCCAGGUAACUUAUGUUUCUUCUUCUUUCGUUUCUCUCUCUAUUUUCAAAAUCAGUUUUGAAAAUAGAGAGAGAAACGAAGAUUUGGGUUCAACAAAUUAGCCGUGCAAAACUGUAAUUUGGAUUUUAUGAAUAUUCUUCAACAAGAAGCUACUGAAAGAGAAUGGGAGUUCACGGUCUUUGGGACCUACUGGCUCCCGUUGGCCGUCGCGUUUCCGUAGAAACCCUUGCCGGAAAUAGACUCGCCAUCGACGCGAGCAUAUGGAUGGUCCAGUUCAUGAAGGCUAUGAGAGACGAGAAGGGAGAGAUGGUGCGGAACGCACAUUUGAUAGGCUUUUUUUGCUAAAUUUGUAAAUUAUUGUCUCUGAAGACAAAACCAGUUUUUGUCUUCGAUGGAGGACCACCGGUGCUCAAGCGCCGCACAGUCAUUGCUCGCUGGAGGCAACGUGAGAACGCCCAGGCUAAAAUCCGUAAAACUGUUGAGAAAUUGCUGAUUAAUCAUGUAACUAUUACUUAUUCAAUAAUCUUUUACGUUCUAAUAAGACAGUAGUUCAGGUUUUGUGUUUAUGUUAUGGUUAGCUGUCUUUUUCUGGCUGUUUUACUACUACUAUUAUUAUUAUAGUUUGAUUUACUUAGUGUAGUCAUAAAAUUUCUGUAUAUACUCUGUGUUUGGAGAAGGAGAUUGAACUGAAUUUAAUGUAAUUUUGGAUUCAGAAAAUGAAAAGAACAGAGUUACUAGAGAUAGACAAAUGCAUUUGUUGCAUUCAAGUGCUAGAUUGUUGUUCUUUGUGUUUGUGGUUCAGGAAUUUAAGCAUAAUUCAGUUUUGGUUUGAGUUGAGUUUGUGUUUGAUUUUUACUAAUAACUCAAGACAAUGAGGUUGAAAGAAUUGGCAAAAGAUCUUGAGGAUCAAAGAAAGAAGCAGAAUAAUGCUUCUAAGGGCGAGAAGAUUUUGUCAGACCAAAUAGCUGUCACGCGAAGAAGUCUGGGAAAAAAUGAUGCGGCUUUGGCAUCUAGCAACAAGGGAAAUCAAGAUGCAAUGCUGGCAGCACCAGCUGCUGCAAAUCUCUUUCAGGAGGAUGGUGAUGAAGAUGAAGAGAUAAUGAUGCCAAUAAUGGAUGGGAAUGUUGACCAGCCAUUAUUGCAGCUUUGCCGCCAUCAAUGCAAUGUCAUCUUACUUGUUCAGAAGCAUGAUGUUAAGGGCAAGAAGAUUUUUUAUGUUGACAACCAAGAUCAAACAGAUUUGGUGGGGAGUAAUGAGGAAAGAAGUCAUGUUGCAUCAAAGAGUUAUGAUCGUGAAAACCUUGAUGAGAUGCAAGCUGCAUAGGCAGUUGAGUUAUAAGGAUAAUUUGAUUUAUCUGCUUUCAGUGCUCUGUUUUAUUGUUUUGACAAGUGAAUUUAGAUUGGCAGCAUCUAUGGCGGUAGAGGAACAUGAAAGUUUAACUGACAAUGAAACGAUACCUGCUGGUUCAAUUCCCUUUAAGGAAGAGGAUGGUGAUGAAGAUGAAGAGGUGAUAUUGGUCAGUUUGGUUUGUUUGCUUAGGAUUAUUAUGUUCUUCAUAAGGUUUGAUGGUAUAUUCUGGAACUUUUAGGACAAUUUUAUAAGCUGUCCUUCAAACCAGAAGUCACUGGAAAGCUAUUUAAAUUUUGGAUGCUUGUUUUAUUUGUUUCCUUUUCUAAGUUCAUUCCUCAAAAGAUGUGUGGGAAGUUAGUUACGCUGUACUUAUUUGCUAGCGUACUUGACUCUGUUAUUGAAGAAAUAAAGCAAUUCCGUGGUAGUCCAUUGCAGUUUUGCAAAACUGUCGCAGAUGUAUGUAUUGUUUAUUUCCUAACUUUGGAAAUGUAUGCAUUCGAAAUCAAAAGCAUCUUAUAAAGGACAAUUUCUGAUAAUUAUGUCAUUUUUUGUGCAGAUGAGUGUGGCAGAAGCCAGAAAAGCUUGUCAAAAGUCAGUAUGGGUGGAUAAAGGAAGCAUUAGAUAGAUUAGUAGAGCAACUAACAUCGCAACGACAACAACAACCUGACGAUCAGGAAUAACUGUUAAAUCAUUCUUUGAAGCUAAUCAAGAAAAUCUGAAUUGUAAAUAGAAUGUUGUUGAAGACAAAGAGAUUACGUUUAGAGCGGAUAAACUUUAGCUCGAAGUUGUAGGGAUGGAAGCAAACAAGAAACUGUGACAACAUUGAAGAUUCCGGAUUAUAGAAAAGAACAAAGAUGUUUGCUAUUUUGUUUCUUGUUUCACUCUUUUGGAAUUGGAAUCCUGAAACUUAGAAGAUUUUGUGUUAGUGGGUAAGUAGGAAUUGUAAUGUCGGCAGUCUUUGUUAAUAAAGAAGUGUAGUUUGAUUUGGGAAACUCAGCUUUUGUUGUUUUGUUUGUUUAUAUAGUGAAGUGAAAAUGAAUCGGGGUAUUAUCAUGAAGGAAAA
Messenger RNA from Pistacia vera, 2608 nucleotides. RefSeq lists its product as uncharacterized. The record is from RefSeq and is a predicted model, not a curated record. The transcript is spliced from 5 exons. Bases 1066 to 1518 code for a protein of 150 amino acids. Lineage: Eukaryota; Viridiplantae; Streptophyta; Magnoliopsida; Sapindales; Anacardiaceae.